CGUGAACCACAACUGACACCACAGAGGGAAAAGAAAAGAAGACAUUUCAGUCACUCAUAGCGGCGGAGAAGAGCCGAAGCAAGCGGAGGCUCAAGGAUAAUCCAUAGCUAAGCUCGGUCAUGGCGGUGGUGUCCACUUCUCUUGCAUCUCAACUAUCAGCAGUCCGAUUGUCCAGCUCCAAGUCCGACAUUUCUCAGACUCUGUUUCAGAACGUUCACUCACAAAUCCGCCUUGCCUCCUCUCGGAAAGGUUCCCGUGGCGUUUUCACCAUGGCUGGCUCCGGCAAGUUCUUCGUUGGUGGAAACUGGAAAUGUAAUGGUACAAAGGAAUCUAUAGCCAAGCUUGUCUCAGACUUGAACAAUGCAAAGUUGGAGGAUGACGUUGAUGUUGUUGUAGCACCUCCAUUUGUCUACAUUGAUCAGGUGAAGAGCUCUUUGGCAUCUAGGAUUGAGAUUUCUGCCCAAAACUCAUGGGUGAGCAAGGGUGGCGCUUUUACAGGAGAAAUCAGCGUUGAACAAUUGAAAGAUAUAGGCUGCAAGUGGGUUAUCCUUGGGCACUCUGAGCGGAGACAUAUCAUUGGUGAAGAUGACCAGUUUAUAGGAAAGAAGGCUGCCUACGCCUUGAGUGAGGGUCUUGGAGUAAUAGCCUGCAUUGGGGAAUUACUAGAGGAAAGGGAAGCUGGGAAAACUUUUGAUGUGUGCUUUCAACAAUUGAAAGCUUUUGCAGAUGCUAUUCCAAGUUGGGAUGGUGUUGUUAUUGCAUAUGAGCCUGUAUGGGCAAUUGGGACUGGCAAAGUGGCUACACCCGAGCAAGCACAGGAAGUGCAUGCAGCAGUUCGUGAUUGGCUUAAGAAGAAUAUCUCACCAGAAGUUGCAUCUAAAACACGAAUUAUUUAUGGAGGAUCUGUGAAUGGAAGUAAUUGUGCUGAGCUUGCAAAAAAAGAGGAUAUAGAUGGAUUUCUAGUUGGAGGUGCUUCGUUGAAGGGUCCUGAAUUUGGAACGAUUGUUAAUUCUGUAGCCGCCAAGAAAGUUGUUGCUUGAAAAUUUUAGGAGUUUCUGAUGUCAAAGCGCAAGAGGAGAGGGUGGCAAUGUUUUGUGUUUACAAUAUCCUUUGGCUCUUUUUCAUGCUAAUCAAGUUUUCAGCGUGUUUCAGGUUCUUUGUUCAAUUAAAAAGGAAGAAAAUUAUAUCCUUAUGUUGUAUUUCUGAGGCUACUUUGCUAUACAACACUAGAGUACAGAAAUUGUUGGAUCGGAAUAUGUCCACCUAAUAAGAGUUCUACCCAUAUUUCUCAAUUUUUACUAAUAAGAGUUCUACCCGUCUUUCUCAA
Momordica charantia (bitter melon) is the source of this 1327-nucleotide messenger RNA. RefSeq names its product triosephosphate isomerase (gene TIM). Gene Ontology annotation, cellular component: cytosol. Gene Ontology annotation, biological process: glycerol catabolic process; gluconeogenesis; glycolytic process. Gene Ontology annotation, molecular function: triose-phosphate isomerase activity. The record is from RefSeq and is a predicted model, not a curated record. Lineage: Eukaryota; Viridiplantae; Streptophyta; Magnoliopsida; Cucurbitales; Cucurbitaceae.